AUGGUUUCCCAUCUGCCAUGCCCCCCCCCCCCCCCCCCCUCUCUUUCUCUCUCCCUCUCUCUCAAGACCCCAGGGCCCCAGCCUGCCCUGCCCCGAUUCACCUCCACUGGCAGAUUGGCCUCCGCAGCAGGGGCGACGUGCCAGCUUCAGCCUUCAGCGCUUCUGCCCUCACAGCCAUCGGAGGGACAAGGGAGCUGUACUGUGCCACAAUUGGGGAGGAGACUGAGAGACCCCCAGGGACCAGAGACAGUUGUCCCAGGGUCUGCCCAGGGCGCUGCUGGCGUGGUCACACAGGAGGCCCGUUCGCUUCAUGCAGUGGUGGUGCAAGGUCGGGUACCACAGCAAAUCCCAUGCUUCGCCGUCGAAGGUGUGGAACGUAUGGUCCCAGUCGAGAGUUGGUCUAGAAGGCGUUUGGCGCCGACCGCCGCAGCGGGAAGCUGUUAUCGAUGGCGAUAG
Messenger RNA from Colletotrichum godetiae, 456 nucleotides. RefSeq lists its product as uncharacterized. The transcript has a single exon. The record is from RefSeq and is a predicted model, not a curated record. NCBI's taxonomy places the organism in Eukaryota, Fungi, Ascomycota, Sordariomycetes, Glomerellales, Glomerellaceae. The coding region runs from base 1 to 456 and encodes 151 amino acids.